CUUGACCGGGUCUCAGCUAUUCUGCAUCAAGAAACCUUGCGAGGUCAAUACCGCGUGACCAAAGUGACGGCGAAGAUGGUGUUUUCGGUGGAUUUUGGUACUCGCCCUCUUGACCACUUUCUCCCGCCUGCGGAACCGGUGUGCCUACGGUACAAGACCCAACGCGGAUGUGACUUUCAGACAUGCAAACAUGCCCACGCCCGUGUCGCUCUACCUACGGAGGUUGCGAUGUUCAUUACCAACAAACGGGUCCGCUUGCGUCGGAUCACCCUAAUGUCUCUACCUGAUGCCGCGGAGGCGAAUCACAGUGCAGCAUCUCUUCGAAUCCCAAUACGAAUCAUGUAUCACUGUUGUCUUCGCCUCGAUUUAUUUCUUGUCAGCCUCAGCCGAUGGUACCUGCACCAUGUGCGCUUCAGGACUCGACAACAGCCCACGUUCCACCGUCAGCCUUUGCACAUUUAUCCUGGCCAGGCCAGCUGA
Phytophthora sojae is the source of this 480-nucleotide messenger RNA. RefSeq lists its product as hypothetical. The transcript has a single exon. The record is from RefSeq and is a predicted model, not a curated record. The annotation marks the transcript as partial. NCBI's taxonomy places the organism in Eukaryota, Oomycota, Peronosporomycetes, Peronosporales, Peronosporaceae.